Physella acuta is the source of this 1558-nucleotide messenger RNA. Its product is annotated as keratin-associated protein 10-5. The record is from RefSeq and is a predicted model, not a curated record. NCBI's taxonomy places the organism in Eukaryota, Metazoa, Mollusca, Gastropoda, Physidae. Gene Ontology annotation, molecular function: serine-type endopeptidase inhibitor activity. Gene Ontology annotation, cellular component: extracellular region.
GUCAUAUUUAGCACUCUUCUUCAGUUUAUGUGUGGAUAAAGUAUAGGAUUUCGUCACAUUUAGAAUUUAUGAUUUAUAUAUUUCGGAACGAAAAUACAAAACGUAUGAAAACUAUUAUAAUUCUGGUUACCUUGGUAACGAUGGGGCUGGCAGAGAAGCUGGGCAUUGAUGUGACGUGGACAUGUCCGAGCUUACCCCAGACCUGCAUCAUCCAGCCCUCGCAGACCGUCAAGGUGCAAGACGAGUGCCGGAGGGAUGAGGACUGUCAGCUGAGUGCUAGGUGUUGCUACAUGGGCUGUAUCAGGAGGUGUGUUCUACCUGACCCCUGCGAGAAGGUGGUGUGUAAAGAAGGCUACGCCUGUAUCUCUAGAGAAACUGCAUGUGCAGACAAACCUUGUCAAAGAGAGGCUUCGUGUGUCCCUGAGAAUGACGUCAGAUGCGCGCCGCUCACGUGCGUCACGGAAUUCUGCCCCGCUGGUUUUGAGAGGGUCAUGGACAAGGGAGGCUGUCUGACGUGUCAGUGUCAGGCUAAAAAAGACUGUGGCCCAAGCUGUAAUCUGUUCUGCUCACACGGACAAGCCGUUGACACUGAAGGAUGUCCCGUGUGUCGAUGUAACCCAGAGCCCGAGAAUCCCUGCACCAACAUGACUUGCCCACAAGGACAACAAUGUCGAUUUAUUAAAGAACCCACCUGCGAAAAAGCCCCGUAUAAACCAGCUGUUAUGUGUGUGACAAGACCAACAGUGUUGUAUGACAACUCGUGCAGUCUCAGAGACAGGACGACCGUAGGACUUCCGGUUUUAGCAGACGACCACAAGACGGAAGUCGACUGCUACUCGCAGCACUGCCCGGACGGCACAGUCUGCACGACGUUGGGCAGGAACAUCUCCAGGUGUUGCUGGCAGCAGACACAGCAGAGCGUUCUGACCCCUCCCAAAGCCGGUGAGUGCCCCCAGGAAUACAUGACCGACUACAGCAACAUGAACCGGUCUUGUGAGAUCGACGCCCAGUGCCCGGAUGACCAGAAGUGCUGUCUAAGACUGAUGCAGCCUGGGAUGGUGCGAUUCUACGGCUACUGCCUGCCUCCCGUUCAUAAAGUUCUGGAGUCCUCGUCUAAAGCAUGCACGGGUUCUUCCGCUUUGUCGACUGUCCUACAUUUGUUAGGCUACUGUUAAAUUUAAAUUGAAGGGAAGUCACUUUUAGCUACUCAUAAGGGUCUUAAUUCUACGGUUUAAUUUCAUUUUUUUAACUUCUUGGGUUUGUCUUUAAAAAUAAGUUACUCACCUCUAAGUGUUUAAUUCUACAUAAAGGUUUCAUGAAUAUAUUUUUCUUAUUCUUAAAAACCGUAAAUAUAACUUUAAGGAAAUUCACCACUCUCAUCCCCCCCCCCCCCUGUUACUUAACAUGAACCCGUUACUUGACAUAUACUGGCUAUUAUAAUAUUGUUAUUAUAAAUAUAAGGGCUGUAAAAUCAAGUUUCACAUCAAUUUUAUGUUCUUAUAGUUUUUAAGACACAUUCAAAAUAAGAGAUCAACAUUAUUUGUGUGAAUACUACCUA